Etheostoma spectabile (orangethroat darter) is the source of this 2820-nucleotide messenger RNA. It is a transcript of the gene slc26a6.2, whose product is annotated as solute carrier family 26 member 6, tandem duplicate 2. Gene Ontology annotation, molecular function: secondary active sulfate transmembrane transporter activity. The record is from RefSeq and is a predicted model, not a curated record. The transcript has 20 exons. The coding region runs from base 621 to 2750 and encodes 709 amino acids. Gene Ontology annotation, cellular component: membrane. Lineage: Eukaryota; Metazoa; Chordata; Actinopteri; Perciformes; Percidae. Gene Ontology annotation, biological process: sulfate transmembrane transport.
GCUACCAUAUCUGUUUUUUCACCUUUGCCCUAUCCCUCCACAACAAUGUCCGUUAUAGAGUUCUAGAUUUCCCUUCAAGGUCACAAGUCACAGCAGUGGAGCCACAACAUAGACAGAGACCAUCUCAGCCUCAGACAAGUCUGAGGAAGCGAGCAGGCUGAGAAGUUUUUUUGUUUUGUUUAUUUUCUCAGAGAAUUGUGGGUUUUAAAAUGAAACCUUACCUUCUUCUGUUGGCUGCAAGAAAAAGCAGUGGAGACACUUGGAUCUGAUAGAAAACUCUACAGCAGAUUUAAUACGAAUCCUGAGGACCACGACACACAGAGAGGAUUAAUUCUUCAUAAAGAGGGAUGUGCCAUAUUAUGAUUGUAAAUACUUUUUAAUUUAGGUGGACGGUUUUCUUUACAACCCUGAGCAGAUAUCGACUUGGAUUCAUGUCCUCUGAAGUGGAAAAACGAAUAAAAGACAUCGGUAUAGAAAACUAAUCAUAUCACUCUUCUGAAAACCUACACUAAAUAUGAAUGGUUCAUCUCAGGGAUUCAGAAGGUUCUAGGCAUUUUGUAAAAUAAAUAUUUUCAACAAAGAGCAUUUUUUCAGCUGGAACACACAAGCUAGUUUUAGCCAUGGCAGAGAGGAGACGGGGGGGCUACAGCGUGCACAGGGAGAUCCUGGACGAGGGAGCAGUGGAUGAGAUGGCACAAAAGUCUGACUCAAAAACAUCUCUGUCUGAGAAGGUCAAAAGGUCAAUGAGCUGUUCUGGUCCCAGGUUAAAGAGCUGCCUGCUGGGUAGUGUUCCUGUUGUCUCAUGGCUGCCGCGUUACUCUAUCAGAGAAAAUGCCCUGGGUGACCUGAUCUCUGGAAUCAGUGUGGGGAUCAUGCAUUUGCCGCAGGGUAUGGCCUAUGCCCUGUUAGCAUCUGUUCCUCCAGUCUUUGGCCUUUACUCCUCCUUCUACCCAGUCCUCAUCUACUUCAUCUUUGGCACAUCCAAGCACAUCUCAAUUGGAACAUAUGCGGUCAUGAGUGUGAUGAUAGGAGGGGUGACAGAGCGAUUGGCCCCAGACUCCAACUUUAUGAUAUGGGACAAUUUGACCAACUCGAGCACAGUUGAUAUCGGCUCCCGGGAUGCAGAGAGGGUCCGAGUGGCUGCAGCUGUCACCUUCAUGUCCGGAUUAUUUCAGGUUCUACUCGGUCUAGUCCAGUUUGGUUUCGUUGUAACCUACCUGUCUGAGCCUCUGGUCCGAGGUUACACCACAGGCGCUGCCAUCCACGUCAUUGUGUCCCAGCUCAAAUACACCUUUGGCAUCAGCCCUUUGAGAUACAGUGGACCCUUCUCGUUGUUAUACACUGUGUUGGAGAUAUGCUAUCUCAUUCCAGAGACAAACAUUGGUACUCUUGUGGUCAGUAUUGUUGCUAUAUUGGGCCUGAUCCUUGCUAAAGAGCUCAACACAUACUUGAGUAAAAAACUACCUGUUCCUAUCCCUGUGGAGAUGAUUAGUAUUAUUAUUGCUACAGUCAUUUCCUGGCAAGUUAACUUGCAGGAGAAAUAUGGAGUGGAUGUGGUGGGCGAGAUUCCCUCAGGCCUCCAGCCGCCUGUUCUCCCAACUGCCUCUCUGUUUGGUCAGGUGAUCGGGGAUGCCUUUGCUCUGUCUGUGGUUGGCUAUGGCAUCGCCAUCUCACUGGGAAGAAUCUUUGCCCUUAAAUAUGGAUAUAAGGUGGACAGCAACCAGGAACUAAUCGCCCUGGGUCUGAGUAACGGCAUUGGUGGAAUUUUCCAGUGUUUCGCCAUCAGCUGCUCCAUGUCUCGCACCAUGGUUCAGGAGAGCACAGGAGGGAAAACUCAGGUUGCCGGGGCUCUAUCAGCAAUAGUUAUCCUUUUCAUCACUCUCUGGAUUGGAACUCUCUUUGAAGAUUUGCCAAAGGCAGUGCUGGCCGCCAUCAUCUUUGUUAACCUCCAUGGAAUGAUGAAACAAUUUAUGGACGUCCGUGCACUUUGGAGGAGCAACAAAGUAGACAUGCUGAUCUGGGUUGUAACCUUUAUCCUCACCUUGCUAUUCAACCCUGACCUGGGACUGGCUGCUGCCAUUGGUUUCUCCAUGCUCACCGUCAUCUUCAGGACACAGCUACCUAAAUACUCCAUAUUAGGGCAGAUACCAGCCUCUGACAUUUACAGGCCAAUUGAGGACUAUAAUCAGGUGAAGCAGGUGCCAGGGAUUUUGAUCUUCCGUUCCUCUGCCACCAUCUACUUUGCUAAUGCUGAGAUGUACCAAGAAGCCCUUGGAGAGAAGUCUGGCAUUGACAUUACCAAGAUCCUGUCAGCAAAGAAGAAACUGGAGGCUAAAAGAAAGCGACAUGAGCAGAAAAAUGCCAAGAAAGCUGCCAAGAAGAACACAGUGGACAUGGAGGGGGAGCUUGCGAGGGAGGUGAAGAAGGGCGUUGCCAUCAUUGAGAUAGAUGCUGAGCCCGACCCCUCGCUCCCCAGAGCCAUCGUCCUCGACCUCAGCCCCGUCAACUUCCUGGAUACCGUGGGAGUCAAGGCGCUACGCAGCAUCCAGAGAGACUAUGGGGAGAUUGGUAUAGAGGUGGUUCUUGCUGGCUGCCAAACUGGCGUUGUGGACAACCUGCAGACUGGAGGUUUCUUUAACGACAAAGUGACAAAGUCCUGUCUCUUCUCCACCGUCCAUGAUGCUGUUUUGCACUGUCAGUCUGCCAGAACACACAGACAAAAAGAGGAGAUCAAGGCGACAUAUUUGUGAAUGCUUAGAGGAACGGCUGAAGGAACACCAGACAUUCUGUCUGUAUGAGGAUAAACACAUUCGCAAAAAG